Epithele typhae is the source of this 1281-nucleotide messenger RNA. Its product is annotated as chitinase. Gene Ontology annotation, cellular component: extracellular region. Lineage: Eukaryota; Fungi; Basidiomycota; Agaricomycetes; Polyporales; Epitheliaceae. The coding region runs from base 1 to 1281 and encodes 426 amino acids. Gene Ontology annotation, molecular function: chitinase activity. The transcript is spliced from 7 exons. The record is from RefSeq and is a predicted model, not a curated record. Gene Ontology annotation, biological process: carbohydrate metabolic process.
AUGCAGCAAUCCAUGCUCCCCCUCGCGCUCCUUUCCCUUCUCGGAAUGUUCAGCCACGCUCUGGCUUUCGACCUCAGCAAGAACGACAACCUCGCGGUCUACUGGGGCCAGGGUGCGAACCAGAAGCCUCUCGCGGCCUACUGCGCCGACGACACCAUCGACGUGAUCCCCAUCGCGUUCCUUACCUCCUUCACCGGCGCCGGAAACCUUCCCUCGCUCAACGUCGGCAACGCGUGCGGCGGCACCUUUGCCGGCACCGAGCUCCUCCAGUGCAACUCCCUCGCGGCCGACAUCAAGACGUGCCAGAGCAAGGGCAAGGCCAUGCUCCUCUCGCUCGGCGGCGCCGACACCGGCAACGUCGCGUUCACCUCCGACGCCACCGCGAAGGCUUUCGCCGACUUGAUUUGGAACCUCUUCCUCGGCGGAUCCAGCCAGACUCGCCCCUUCGGUGAUGUCAAGCUCGAUGGCCCAAUCCGCAGCGUCGACCUCGACAUCGAGAGCGGGAACGGCGCGCACUUCGCCGCGUUCGUCACCGAGCUCCGCUCCAAGUUCACCUCGGACUCGUCCCAGACCUACUACGUCACCGCCGCGCCCCAGUGCCCCCUCCCCGACGCGGCCAUCGGCGCCGCGCUCACCGCCGCCCACUUCGACGCCGUCUUCUUCAACAUGGAGGCGUGGGACAGCUGGGCGAAGACGCAGUCGUUCAACAAGGACGUGAAGGUCUACAUCGGCGCCCCGGGCUCCCCCAGCGCGGCCGGCUCUGGCUACGUCGACCCCGCCACGCUCGCGAAGAUCGCCAACAACGCCCAGAAGCAGUACUCGUCCAUGGGUGGUGUCAUGCUGUGGGACGCCGUCACCGCGUACAACAACCAACGCUACGACCAGGCCAUCAAGAAGGCUAUGACCGGCUCCGGCUCGUCUGCCCCCGCGUCCUCUAGCCAAGCCACGUCCUCGUCCUCUAGCCAAGCCGCGUCCUCGACCAAGACGGGCUCUGCCUCUUCGACGAAGACCACUACGGCCGACUCCUCGUCCACGCAGACCGGCUCCGCCACCUCCGCCCCGACGAGCCGCGGUCACCGGUCUCGGACGCGCACCAACUGGCACCACCGCUCGACCUCCUCGGACUUUGGUCACACCGUCCGCGUCGGCGAUGGUCCUUCCUCGUCCGGGUCCUCAGCCGCUUCCGAAACCUCGAAGGCCAGCGUCUCCGCCUCCUCCACCGACUCCGCCUCCGCGUCCCCCAGUCCCCGACGACCGGCUCGUGCUCGUCGCGGAAGAUGA